CAGUUGAGCUGCACUAACCUUGUGUGAGUGUGAGAGACUGUCCAAGCUCCACUCAACAGAAUGGCCCUCAUCACCAGGACAAUGCUACUUGCUGGGGGGAUACUGAGCUUCUAUGCACUCUGUGUCUCCACGCAAACCCCUGAAACAUCAUUCCUGGUGAUGUUUCCUGCCCACAUAACAUCAGGGUCUGAAGCCAAAGUCUGUGCCACUUUGCUGAGUCCCAACGAGACUCUGCUCAUGUCAGUCUAUCUGUCAGAUGGAGAGGAGAAGAAGCUUUUGCACCAGGAGACAUCAGACAAGGAAUUCCACAGCUGUUUCACCAUUCAGACUCCGUCUGUAAACAAGGACUCUGUGCAGAGCAUGACAGUGGAGGUGAAAGGUCAGACUAGUCUCUGGACGCAACAGAGACUUGUUAAAGUCCGCCGGAAACCUGCUCCCGUCACUUUCAUCCAGACGGACAAGCCCAUCUAUAGCCCCAGCCAGACAGUGCAUUUCAGGCUGGUCACCAUGGACACCAACUUCAUUCCCCUCAGUGAAACGUACAACCUUGUCUCUCUGGUGGAUAGCCGCCAGAACACAAUUGGACAGUGGCACAACUUGACAUCAGAGACAAAGAUAGUGCAACUCUCCUAUGGCUUAAACCCAGAGGCUCCAGAAGGCACUUACACCCUCAACGUAGCCGCUCAACAUGGCCAAAAAUCGCAUACAUUUGAAGUCAAACAGUAUGUACUCCCCAAGUUUGCAGCUGUUGUGAACACUCCAGAGAAGAUCAGUAUUGGCGCAGAAGAACUAAAACUGGAAGUCUGUGGCAAGUACACGUUUGGCCAGCCAGUGGCAGGGACCGCUUCCAUGUCACUAUGUCGGAAAGUCAGGCGACACUUUCGGAAACCAUCGAAAACCACCUUGAAACCACCUUGCUCUGCUGUUUCGCUAGAGAUGGAUGCCACUGGUUGUGCCUCUCACGUCUUCAGCAUGGCAUCAUUAUUCCAGACCAACAGAUUGUUUCAACAUGCUUUAACAUUCAAAGCUACUGUGGCUGAGGAAGGCACUGGUAUCACCAUGGAUGACAGCAAAGAUAUUCGCUUGGAAUACAAACUUGCAAAACUGACAUUUAUCGAUACACCAAAUAUAAUUGAGGAGGGAGCUGUCUUGAAUGGGAAGAUCAAAUUCACCCGUUAUGAUGGUGCCCUCAUCCCUCUCCAGACCAUUUAUCUAUUUAAAGGUCCGCAAUGGAGAGCAGAGCGCAUCCAGACCCUCACCACAGACUCUGAUGGAGUGGCCCAGUUCUCUCUAAACACUGCUACUAUCUCUGGAGACUUCGAACUCAUUGCAAGUGCAUUAGACAAUGUCAGGCAGCACAUCAGUUCAACUACUCCACAUUAUGGCUCUGCGUCCUUGUCCAUCUCCAAACUGAGGCCACCAUCUGCAGACAAACCCACGUCCAGCUCUCUGGCCAUCAGUCCUGUCAGUGGCACUCUACCCUGUGACACAGAGACCCCCAUCCCAGUCACGUACACCUUCGCUGGGGAGACCUUCAACAGCCACUCCCUGGACAUCAUGUUUAUGGUUUUCGCUAAAGGAGAGAUUGUCCAGCAUGGUGUCAUGCAGGUUCCAGUGACCAGUGGGCAGCAGGUCAUCAAAGGAAAAGAGUCCUUCAAGUUAUCUGUUCAGCCAGAGAUGGCGCCCUCUGUGCAUGUGAUGGUGUACUGCAUCUUACCCAGUAAAACGAUUUUGGCUGAAAGCAGAGAGUUCUCCACUGAGCGGUGCUUCAGAAACAAGGUGUCAGUGCAGUUCUCACCCCCUACAGCCGUCCCAGGGCAGAGGGGCUCUCUGCAGCUGUCUGCCCAGCCGGGCUCUCUCUGUGGCCUCAGCACCGUGGACCAGAGCGUCUUCAUCCUGGCACCCGGGAAACAGCUUGAUGCUCAAAAGGUGUUUGCAUUAUUACCAACGUUAAACUCCCAAAUUGAUGAUACUGUUGAGGACUUAAAGUGCGAAUGGGAGGAAGUCGCGUAUCCACAUGAUGGCCCUCCUGCAGUUCUUAAGAGAUUGGGACUGAAGGCUGUGACCAAUAUGGUUCUGCAGGGCCCGUGGUGUGAACCAAUCAUGUUUGAUGAUUUCGUAGACUAUGCGGAGGCACCUGAUGAAAGGGGGAGGGGAGGACCCAUCGCGCCCGAGCAUGAUGUUGAAGAUGCCAAUGAAGCUGCAAGUGUGACAGUCCGUACAGUCUUCCCUGAAACAUGGCUCUGGACCCUGGAGGAGGUGGGAGAGUCUGGGAAUACACAGAUCUCUGUCACCAUCCCCGACACCAUCACCAGCUGGGAGACGGAGGCCUUCUGCCUGCACCCCCAGGGCUUUGGUCUCGCCCCCCCAGUCCAGCUCACCGUUUUCCAGCCCUUCUUCCUGGAGCUGUCCCUGCCAUACUCCAUCAUCCGUGGAGAGACCUUCCAGCUCAAAGCCACAGUCUUCAACUACCUCCCCAAGUGCAUCAUGGUUACGGUGACUCCAUUCCCCUCCUCAGACUUCAGUCUGAGCCCCUCUGCUGAUGGCCAGUACUCCUCCUGUCUGUGUGCCAACGGCAGGAAGACCUUCAGCUGGACCCUGGUGCCCUCCACGCUCGGAUUGAUGAACAUUACUGUGGCUGCAGAGGCUACCUCCUCCCAGACCCUGUGUGGCAAUGAGUUGGUGACCGUGCCUGAGAGGGGCCGCAUUGACAUAGUCACACGCCCUCUGCUGGUCAAGGCUGAAGGAACAGAGAAAAUGGAGAGUUUCAACUGGCUCCUAUGUCCAAAGGGGGGCGCUCUAUCAGAGGAAGUGGAGCUGAAACUACCAGAAGAUGUCAUCAAGGGAUCGGCACACGCUUCGAUCUCUGUGCUGGGAGACAUUUUGGGUCGCGCCCUGAAGAACAUGGAGGGUCUCCUGAAGAUGCCGUAUGGCUGUGGAGAGCAGAACAUGGCCAUCCUGUCCCCAAACAUCUACAUCCUGCAGUACCUGCACAACACUGGCCAGCUCACCACAGACAUCAGAGAGAAGGCCACCAACUUCCUCAAGAGUGGAUACCAGCGACAGCUGAACUACAGACACAGUGACGGGGCCUACAGCACAUUUGGCAAAGGAGACGGUAACACGUGGCUAACUGCGUUUGUGAUGAGAUCUUUUGGAAAAGCAAAGUCCUUCACCUACAUUGACCCAGAGGUUCUAAAAUCUGCUGAGACUUGGCUCAGGAAUAAACUCAGGCCGUCCGGAGUUUUCCAUAUGCAAGGGAAUCUCUUCAACAACCGGAUGAAGGGAGGAGUAAAUAGUGACAUCACCAUUACUGCUUACAUCACAGCAUCAAUGCUGGAACUGGACAUGCCUGUACCCGAGACCACCAUGAGUUUCCUCAAGGCGUCCGUUAGUGAUCUGUCCAACAUGUACUCCACUGCCCUGCUGGCCUACACCUUCAGUCUGGCUGGAGAAGAAGAGAUCAGAGAUCAGCUGCUCAAACACCUGGACACUAUAGCGACCUCUAGUGGCGGCACUGCGCUACAUUGGUCUCCAUCCUCCUCAGAGCUGCCUGAUUCCCUGGCGGUGGAGACCAGCUCUUACGUGCUGUUAGCCGUCCUCACCAAACCCACACUGACCACUGCAGACCUGGGCGACGCCAGCAGGAUCGUCAGCUGGCUGGUGAAGCAGCAGAAUCCAUAUGGAGGCUUCUCUUCCACACAGGACACAGUGGUGGCACUGCAGGCUCUGGCCCUGUAUGCCACUGCCGUCUUCAGCCCACAAGACUCCAGCACUGUUACAGUGGAGGCACCAGGUGGCGCCAAACAGCAGUUUGAGGUGAACCAGCUCAAUGCCCUGCUGUACCAGGAGGGGGCGCUGCUGGAGCUUCCUGGGAAGUACAGCAUAGAGGCCAAGGGCUCCGCUUGCACCUCUAUUGGGGUGGCUCUUUUCUACAACGUCCCAACUCCCAGUGACAAGACCACCUUGGCUGUCACAGCUCAGGCCAAGCCGCGGACUGAGGGAGAGUGCAACAAGGCCACGGCACAGAUCCUCAAUGUGGAGAUCACUGUCACUUACCAUGGCACCCAGGAGAGCACCAACAUGGCCAUGGUAGAUGUCACCAUGCUCUCUGGCUUCAUUCCUGACCCCGGCUCUCUCGAACUUCUCAAGGGCAUCGAGUUGGUGGACAGAGUGGAGAAGAAAGACGACCAUGUCUUGAUCUACCUGUCCCAGGUCCAGAAGGGUUCACCUGCCGUCUACAAACUGGCCGUCCAACAGGAUGUCCCAGUGAGCAACCUGCAGCCAGCCCUGGUCAAGGUGUACGACUACUACCAGCCCAGUGACCAAUCCGAGGCUGAGUACUCAUACCCCUGCGCAUAAGAUGGCGUCCUGACCGUGUGUGUGUGUGUGUGUGUGUGUGUGUGUGUGUGUGUGUGUGUGUGUGUGUUAUUUUCACCUAGCGAGUUCUUCUUUUCAUGUUCCACCUGUAUAUAAACUCCUGGCUGCUCACUUCUCCAAAUUCAUAACUAUUCAAUAAAGAAAUUGCAUUGAGAAUUUCUUCUCUUGUGUUUCUUGACUCAAUUCC
Molecule: messenger RNA, 4567 nt
Organism: Engraulis encrasicolus (European anchovy)
Lineage: Eukaryota; Metazoa; Chordata; Actinopteri; Clupeiformes; Engraulidae
Product: alpha-2-macroglobulin-like protein 1
Exons: 35
Coding region: 61-4362 (1433 amino acids)
Cellular component (GO): extracellular region
Molecular function (GO): endopeptidase inhibitor activity
Source: RefSeq, a predicted model, not a curated record